CAGAGCGUUUUGCAUAACGUUAAACAGGAAAACAACAGCGUAGCUUUCCCAAAGGUUUGAACGUGUUCUUUAGAAGACAGACCAGCUAUCUGAAUUUUACUGAAGACGAGUGUUCGAUCUCGUGUAAAUGCUUCGAAUGGAUCAUACCAGAGGGCAACACUUAAAAUAACUGUUGUUAGUGUUUACAACUCGCAGAAUAACAUAAUUUUCAGCUGGGUUAACAAAAUUCUUUCACUUGUCAUGCCUGUGGGUACAUCAAGUCGUGCUUUAGAGAACAAUAAUAUGAUUAUUUUGGCUCUCCCGCUGGAAAUCGUGUCGUAUAUUUUCAGAUUUUUGCAAGCUUCAGACUUAAAAUGUGCAGCUCUUGUUUGUUGUCAGUGGUCCAAGGCCUCGCAGGAUCCCAUCUUGUGGAGAAACGUUUCUGUCAGUCUUGGAACACGACGAGAAAGGUUUUCCCAUCUGUUGGUGGACAGUCUUCAAAGGCGCUGUAUCCAGUAUUUGAGAUUCAAGCACACGACAACUGCUGCUCAAAUUCUUCAAGUUUGUAAGCAAGUUGGGUCAAAUCUCAAGGUGUUGUCUCUUCAAGGGUGUAGAUGCGUCAAUGAUAACUUACUCGAAGUACUUAGUAAAUACUGUCCUAACCUUGUACGUUUAGACUUGAGCCGAUGCAGGCAGCUUGACGUGGCAAAAAAUGGGAUCUGGCUGGACAAGUGUGCAGAUGUCUGGAGACAGUUGACUGUCCUGGAUUUGAAUGCUUGUAAAGACAUAUCAGAUGUGUUGGUCUUAAAAGUAGCUGAUUUGAUGCCUAAUCUCGUGGAUUUUAGUAUUUCUGGUUGCAAGGGCAUUGGAAUUUCAACAUGGCAUAAGAUGGCAAAGAAGUUGUCAUCUCUAAAACACCUUGACAUUAGUCGAUCUGAUGUUACGGAUGAAGUGAUGCUCAAAUUUUCUCAGAUACCAGAACUACGACUCAAAGAGAUAAAUUUAACAGCUUGCAAACAUUUGACAGACAAUGGUGUAGUAUCACUUGUGAAAUACCAGACGUCACUUGAGGUUGUCAAACUUGCUUGUGUGGAUAUUACAAAUACCACAUUAAUUUGCAUCGGCAAAUACAUACACAGCCUGAGGGUGCUGGAUUUAAAUAGCUGCAGACAGUUAACAGAUGGGGCAUUAUUGACUGUGAAUGCACUUUUAAUCAACUUACACUCACUGAACUUCUAUUCAUGCUACCAGCUCUCCAACAGCGGCCUGACAAAGUUCUUAUGCUGGACACAGGGAACAAAUCACAAUGUCCCCCUAAAAGUUCUUGUACUUAAUGGGUGCAGCAGUUUGUCUGAUGAGCUAGUGUUGCGAUUUUCUACAGUCCUCAUUAAUCUCCAAGAACUUGAUCUGAGCUCAUGCCUUCGUGUAACUGACAUUGGAUUGUCUGCUAUCACAAGUUCACUCAUUAAACUGCAAUCACUGAGGCUUAGCUGGUGUAUCAACAUCACUGAUAGUGGUUUGGGUGGGUUUGUUCCAGCUGAGCAAAACCUAGCUCAUGUCCAUCAAUCUGAAAAAUUUAAAAAGGGUGGAAAGGACACACAAAGUCAGGUACCAAAAGGAAUAAAGAAUUUAGAACAACUGAAACUUUUGGACAUUAGUCACUGUACAUGCAUCACAGAUGAAGGCUUAAGAAGCAUUUGUCAGCUGAAGAACUUAACAACACUAAACAUAAACAUGUGUACACAG
This is a messenger RNA of Stylophora pistillata, 1725 nucleotides long. RefSeq lists its product as uncharacterized. Gene Ontology annotation, biological process: SCF-dependent proteasomal ubiquitin-dependent protein catabolic process. Gene Ontology annotation, molecular function: protein binding. The record is from RefSeq and is a predicted model, not a curated record. Gene Ontology annotation, cellular component: SCF ubiquitin ligase complex. NCBI's taxonomy places the organism in Eukaryota, Metazoa, Cnidaria, Anthozoa, Scleractinia, Pocilloporidae.